ACGUAGUAGCUGGAUUUUUCUGUACGUCGGGCCGCGGAAGGACAGAGCUAGUGUGGUUGCACCAACACCGGUACUUAGUCGCGGAUCCGUGUGUCCUUGGGCUAGAGAGCGGGACGUCUGGCUUCUAAACUGGAACCUUCCUCGUGGUAACUAGGAAAGAGCGGUGACCACUCCGUGCGUAAGCCGCAGCAGGUUUAAAAAUGGGUGAUGUUGAGAAAGGCAAGAAGAUUUUUGUACAGAAGUGUGCCCAGUGCCACACUGUUGAGAAGGGAGGCAAGCACAAGACCGGACCAAAUCUCCAUGGUCUGUUUGGGAGGAAGACAGGUCAGGCUCCUGGAUUCUCCUACACAGAUGCCAACAAGAACAAAGGCAUCACCUGGGGAGAGGAUACAUUGAUGGAGUAUUUGGAGAAUCCCAAGAAAUACAUCCCUGGAACAAAAAUGAUCUUCGCUGGCAUCAAGAAGAAGGGAGAAAGGGCAGACCUAAUAGCUUACCUCAAAAAGGCAACUAAUGAGUAAUAGUCACUGCCUUAUUUAUUACAGAACAGAAAUGUCUCAUGGCUUUUGUAUGUGUACCAUAAUUUAAUAGAUCUCAUACACCAGAAUUCAGAUCAUGAGUGGCUGGCAGAAUAUUUUUGUUGAACAGUCCUGAUUUAAGUAAAAUUGGCUUGUACGUAAAUGGAUAUUUUUUUCAAGUUUUGAUAGUAAUUCCGGUUCAGUAAAUACUAUCACUGUUUUUCCUUUCUAAAUACAUGGUUGGGUUUGAUUGUAACAUUUGACUUUUCACAAAGAUUGAGAAUGUCAUCUCAAAACCUAUUGAAAGUUGGUUUUAUAUUUAGAUUUAUUUAACUUGUUAAAUACUGGGGAUAUCCUUUAUUCUCAGAACCAAGCAAGACUCCCCUGUUUAAAUUUGUGUUUAUUAACCCGUUAAAGGAAUGGUUGAAGACAAGAAGCAAUGUCUAUAUUUUUGGUCAUGACUAUGCCAAUUUAAUUAGAAUUCCCUGUAUCUAAAAAGUGUUGCCUUUUAUUUACUGAAAGGCCUUUUAGUGUGGUGUAUGUAUAAAACCAAAUAAAGAAUAUUUAACAUUACUCACAUUUUAUAGUUGAUCUAUAAGUUAGGUCCUUUUAAAAGUUAGCAUGAUAUAAUAGCAAGUUAGACUUUUGAAUUCUUUGGAUCAGACCGAGUUAUUAUUCAGAUGGUAUUUAAACAGCUAUUUAAAAACACAAGACUGAAACUACUGUUGUAUGUGUGAUUGUAGUGGUGCUUCCUGCCAGCUUAUUGGAAGAGUUAAAGUGGGAAAAGUACAAAAUGAGCACAAAUUUGUGUGUGACCAUAAUACUUAAUUAAAAACAAAGUCAAAUCGA
Molecule: messenger RNA, 1364 nt
Organism: Cavia porcellus (domestic guinea pig)
Lineage: Eukaryota; Metazoa; Chordata; Mammalia; Rodentia; Caviidae
Product: cytochrome c, somatic
Exons: 3
Coding region: 201-518 (105 amino acids)
Biological process (GO): mitochondrial electron transport, ubiquinol to cytochrome c; mitochondrial electron transport, cytochrome c to oxygen
Cellular component (GO): mitochondrial intermembrane space
Molecular function (GO): heme binding; electron transfer activity
Source: RefSeq, a predicted model, not a curated record